Molecule: messenger RNA, 3299 nt
Organism: Octodon degus (degu)
Lineage: Eukaryota; Metazoa; Chordata; Mammalia; Rodentia; Octodontidae
Gene: Plekho2
Product: pleckstrin homology domain containing O2
Exons: 6
Coding region: 84-1982 (632 amino acids)
Biological process (GO): macrophage apoptotic process
Source: RefSeq, a predicted model, not a curated record
GAGACCGGUGGGACAGAGCGUAGCGAGCCGCCGCCCGGCCCGCGCCGAUGGAGCCCGCGGAUCCUGUGCGGCGCGGGCAGUGAAUGGCGCGGCGGCCGGACCUCAGCGCACCCCGUGCCAUGGAGGAGGGCGUGAACGCGGGUGGUGAGAAGCCUCAGGGAGCUCGGACAGCGGACAAGUCCGGCUGGCUCAAGAAGAGCAGCGGGGGACUCCUAGGCCACUGGAAAGAUCGAUACCUACUCCUCCGUCACGCCCAGUUGCUGGUCUGUGAGAAUGAGGAUGAGCAGAAGUGUGUGGAGACAGUGGAACUGAGCAGCUAUGAGAAGUGCCAGGACCUCCGCGCCCUCCUCAAGCGGAAACACCGCUUUAUCCUGCUUCGGUCCCCGGGGAUCAAGGUCAGUGACAUCAAAUUCCAGGCACCCAGUGGGGAGGAGAAGGAGUCCUGGAUCAAAGCCCUCAAUGAAGGGAUCAACCGAGGCAAGAACAAGGCCUUUGACGAGGUGAAGGUGGACAAGACCUGUGCUCUGGCGCACGUGACACGGGACCGGGUGCGUGGGGGUCAGCGGCGGCGGCCGCCUACCAGGAUCCACCUGAAGGAGGUGGCCAACGCAGCCUCCGAUGGACUUUUGCGCCUGGACCUCGAUGUGCCGGACAGCGGCCCACCAGUGUUGGUGCCCAGCGAUACCGGCAGCGAGGCACAGCCCCAGCCCCAGCCUCAGGUCCGGGAGGUGCUCAUGCCUCCACCCAAACUUUCACCAGCGAUGGAGCCCGCCAGUCUUAGUGAUGGCGUGGCACCCCCUGAAGGUGAUAAGGCCCUGACCCCUGUCUCAGCAAGCACUGAGGCCCAUCCCGAGAGCCCCCUGGACUCUGAAAAUAAUCCGACAGAGGAGGACAGUGGGUCCAAGGAGUUUUGCAACAGCACCUUACCUGACAAAAUGAAGGUGAGCUGGGAAAGCCCCAGCUUUGGAGAUCCCACUGUUCCAGAGGAACUCUCCACGGUUCCUGAGGAGCCCCCUGCUGUUCCUGAGGAGCCCUCUACUGUUCCCAAGGAACCGCCCUUUGUUCCUAAGAAGCCCCAUGUUGUUCCUGAGGAGCCCCCCACUGUUCCUGAGGAGUCCCCCACUGUUCUGAAGGAGCCCUCUGCUAUUCUCAAGGAGCCCCCUGCUGUUCCCAAGAAGCCCCUUGCUGUUCCUGAGAAGCCCCCCGCUGUUCCUGAGGAGCCCCUCACUGUUCCUGAGGAGCCCUCUGCUGUUCUCAAGGAGCCCCCUGCUGUUCCCAAGAAGCCCCUUGCUGUUCCUGAGAAGCCCCCUACUCCUGAGAAGCCUACCACUUCCCAUAACGUGGAACUGAGCCCUGGGCCCUCCUUGAAGACUUCAGAGGCCCCCCGCCGGGAGGGUCGGAAGCCCCCCACACCACCACCCAAGUUCUUAUCAGAAAAGAUGAAGGCCUGCUUGGGCCGGGCAGAAGCUUCUGGGCCUGCCCGCAGCCUGGGGACCCCUGAGCCCUGCAGCCCUGUGCGGGUCUCUGUAAAUGGUGUGGAUGAUGGGCUUGAGCCUGCCAAGCCCUCCCCAGAUGCAGGCCCACCGGGAGCUGCCCCUGAGGAGGUGGCAGUGUCUCCAGCACAGCUACCCCUCCCAGACGCAUCGCCUCAGCUCCACUCCCGCUGCUCCUCCCUGGGGGACCUGCUUACAGAUGGCCGGCAGCGUCCUCUGCUUCCUGGGGAUCGGCUGUACCGUGCCCAGCUGGAGGUUCAGGUGGCCUCCAAGCAGACAGAGAGACUGCUGGGUGAGGUGCUGGGUGGCCAGGUGCCCCCAGCAAACACUGAGACCCUGCUGAGCCAGGCUGUGGAGCAGCUGAGGCAGGCCACGCAGGUUCUGCAGGAGAUGAGGGAUUCGGAUGCUAGAGAGCCUGACCAGGAGGCACCUGGCCUACAGAAGAAGCAGAAGGAGCUGGUAUCGCUGUAUCGGAGAAGCAUGCCCUAGGCUGUCUAGACCCAGCCCUGCUGGCAGCAGGCAAUGAGUUACACAGCCUGGCUCUAGAAGGGCAUUGUGUAUGUCAGGGUUAACAGACCCCCCAGUGUCCCUGCCAGCCCACCCUGCUCGGGCCAGGCACAUGUGGGUCACUGUGUGGCUCUCUGGCCUGGCCUGGGAGCACAUGCUGAGCCCUGUGUCUUGGAGUCGUUCCCCACCAGCCCUUAGCUUUGGCAGUGUGGGCACGGGAGCCUGUGGAUGGCGUUGUCUCUGCUGCCCCACCCCUGGUAGUUUACAUUCCUGACUUGGGAAGAGAGCACAGCCGAGCCUCGAGCCUCGGCAGCCCCGUGUUUGCAGACAUCCCAGCCGACCACCUGCAGCUGCAGGCUGUGGGUCUAGCUGCAGGCCUAACUGGACCUUGACAGGUGGGAAGCCCUGGGUGAGGAAGCCGCUGGCUGCCGCGGCUCUCCUGCACCUGCUGCCUUUCCCGAGACCCCAUCUCCUUGGGGCUGUGAUCGGAGGCCUGUGUCUGAGGGAUCUGGGGAGAAGAGGAACCAGGUGUCUCCUGGUCUAGUCCGCUCCUGGACCAGCUUGUGUGUCCAGCCUUGCAGACUCCUAAGCAAGGGACACCAGGUGAACAGCUUUGUGUAAGAAUCACCGUGCAGGCUCAGGACACGCCUGCCCCGUGCUUGUGGGGUGAGAUCCAGCUGGACUCCUGGUUCUUCCUGGGCCAGGACAACUCGUGUCCCUGGCAUCCCCUCACUGCUAUCCCUGGUGGGCUGCCUCCUUUGUUCCCAUGAGGAGGAGCCAGCUGGGGUCAGGGCGGGGUGUAUGUCGGGAAGACCCGGGGGUCCCUGCAUGUGCACUUUCAUUUGCUAGAGGAGGGGCUCCCUGCAGCGUGGCCUGGCCUUUCUGCCAGCACUUGUGCCCACUGAGCCCUGCCAGCACAGAUCACCAUGGUCCUUACUGCACUGCCACCUUGUCCUGGGGGGUCAAGGCUAGGGGCAAAGGAGAGCCACACUGCCGUGGCUCACGAGCCCGGGCAGCCGCCCCCGCUGCAGUCUCCCAUCUGCCUGUCCUCUGUGAGAACAGGAGCAUUGUUCAGUGCCAACAGUUGUACAGCCCCGGCUGUCUUGUAGGAACCUUCCUUCACCAGCAGCCGCGUCACCUGUGUCCAGACUUUGGGGCCUCAGUGUCCCCUGUCAAGUGGUGUCCAGGUGGGGACAGGAGGGGUGCGUGGGGCUACCUUCUGCCUCCUUGGAGAGGAGGUGUUCAGUGUCUUUUGCUUAUAAAAAGCCUUUCUUGAAGUUUGGCAAUAAACCCCUUUUU